AUGAAGGUGAACCAGCACAGCGCUUCCGAGACGACAUCGGGGCGGACGAGGAGGAGGCAGGUGGCUGUGGAAGACGCGGGUUCGAUGGUGAUCGAAGCGGCGGUGGAUGAUGCGGUCGUGGCCGAUGCGCCGGCGGAAGGCGCGGCCGCUGGCGCGACCGAGGCGGCGGCGGAAGGCGCGGGUGUGGCGAUGACCGAAGCGACGGUGGGAGGUGCAGGCGCGGUCACGACCGAGGCGGUGGUGGAAGGUGCGGGCGCUACCGAGGCAGUAGCCGACGGCGCGGGCGCGACACCGGCGACGGCGGAAGAAAAUGACUCGAACAAGGCCACGGGAAUCAAGGCGAAGGAGCGCAAGAUGUUCCUCGUGACGAUGGAAGGAUGCGAUGAGGAAGCUGAUCGCGAGGCCUAG
Miscanthus lutarioriparius is the source of this 408-nucleotide messenger RNA. NCBI's taxonomy places the organism in Eukaryota, Viridiplantae, Streptophyta, Magnoliopsida, Poales, Poaceae. The record is from the annotation of a GenBank genome assembly.